AUGGGUCUCCUGUACGCAACUUUGUUCGCUUGCAUCGCCACUACUUGUGCCUGGCAGGCACAAAUGAUCAUAAAAAACCCUGAAAACCACCCAAAACUUAACGAUCCUCAAUAUGGAGUUCUCCAAAACGCCUGGAAGGCUAUUAAUAAAUCAGAAGAUGAUCCAUUCGUCCUAAUGUUUCGUUCAAAAAAUCACGAACCAAAUACCACUUGUGUCGUAGUAACAGCAACUCUUCACAAUGAGACAUUAAAAAUUGUCAAUUUUACGAGGACAUAUUUUAACAAGACUGAUGAACAAAACCACACUUUAAGGUACCAAGUGAGAGCCUUAAGUCAAUUCAACUACAAGACAGAAAAUGUUAUACGUGCAGGCUUGGGCGGCACUCCGAGUGAUAAGCCAACCCCUCUGGGAAGCAACAUGUAUAUCGAAUAUGGUGAUUAUUCAUGCAACUCCUCAAGCAAGCCGUUGUCGGAUAGGUUGAAGGCCGUAAACGAUGCUAAAGGUGAAGCUGUAUCCGCGGAACCAGUCGAAGGAGUAAAUUACCUUGACUUCUACGUGGUGUUCAACCAGCCACAGUGCAAUAUCCUAAAAUCUCCCCUUCUGAGAGGAGGAUGCGACUUUUGGCUGAGGAAAUCAGAGUUACCAGGGGUGCUGGAACGCGCAGAACGUUUUACAAAAAGCAUUCCACCAAAAGUAGAGGACAGGCAGGCUGAGGAAAAUCCAGAAACUGCAGCAGGAAGAGAAGACAUUACGAAAGAAAAAACGCCUAAGUUUGCAGACGCCCUAUUUAGAAGCCUUCCCAUCUCUUGCCGCUAUGCCUUCAUAUCCGCCUGUGGAUAUCCAAACGAUAUGAUGUACGACAAGAACAUAUGCAAAAAUACCCAAACAGCUAAGACUUCUUCGAGUCUUUACUAG
This is a messenger RNA of Ixodes scapularis (black-legged tick), 915 nucleotides long. RefSeq lists its product as uncharacterized. The record is from RefSeq and is a predicted model, not a curated record. Bases 1 to 915 code for a protein of 304 amino acids. The transcript is spliced from 6 exons. NCBI's taxonomy places the organism in Eukaryota, Metazoa, Arthropoda, Arachnida, Ixodida, Ixodidae. Gene Ontology annotation, biological process: symbiont-mediated perturbation of host defenses. Gene Ontology annotation, molecular function: amine binding.